This is a messenger RNA of Fusarium fujikuroi IMI 58289, 2259 nucleotides long. Its product is annotated as probable trichothecene C-8 hydroxylase. Bases 1 to 2259 code for a protein of 752 amino acids. The record is from RefSeq and is a predicted model, not a curated record. The transcript is spliced from 3 exons. NCBI's taxonomy places the organism in Eukaryota, Fungi, Ascomycota, Sordariomycetes, Hypocreales, Nectriaceae.
AUGGCCCCUGCAAGGAUAUCCCACGACCCUGUCCUCCGUCGCGAGCCAGCAACACAAAGCCGCGACUUUCAGCUCCGCACCUUGAACUCAGAUCUCUGUGUCUGUGGUGGAGGCUUCGCUGGUACUAUAGCUGCCAUCGCAGCAGCGAGAAACGGCGUGUCAGUCAUUCUCAUUCAGGAUAGACCUGUUCUCGGAGGCAAUGCUUCCAGUGAGGUCAGAUUAUGGAUCCUUGGAGCUACGUCGCAUAUGUUCAAUAACAAUCGCUAUGCGAGAGAGGGCGGUCUUGUUGAUGAGAUUUUACUCGAGAAUUUGUAUCGAAAUCCUGAGGGAAAUCCUCUAAUUCUCGAUACUAUUCUUUUAGAGAAAGUGAGACUGGAGCCGAAUAUCCAGUUGUUUCUCAACACUGCUCUUGUUGGCUGCGACAAGGACGGUGAUCGAAUCAGCUCUGUCAGCGCUUUCAACUCUCAAUCCUCCCUCAAAUUCACCAUCCAGUCUCAACAAUUCAUCGACUGCACCGGCGACGGCAUACUCUCCUUCCUCGCCGGCGCUCCCUUCAGAAUCGGCGCCGAAAAGCGCGAUGAGUUCAACGAGCUCUUCGCCCCAUCCUCCGAGUACGGCCAUCUUCUUGGCCACUCCAUCUACUUCUACACCAAAGAUGCCGGUAAGCCCGUCAAGUACGUCGCACCAGCAUACGCUCUGAAAGACGUCGAGGGAGAAAUUCCUCGCUUCAAGAGCUUUAGCACGAAAGAGAUGGGCUGUAAUCUCUGGUGGAUUGAGUAUGGUGGCAGACUUGAUACUAUCCAUGAUACGGAGCAGAUCAAGUGGGAGCUUUGGAAGGUUGUGUAUGGAGUUUGGGAUUAUUUUAAGAAUUCGGGGAGGUUUCCUGAGGCGGAGAAUUUGACGCUUGAGUGGGUUGGGACUAUUCCGGGGAAGAGGGAGAGUAGACGGUUCAUCGGUCCCACUAUCAUGGUGCAGCAGGACAUUGUUGAACAGCGCUACCACUCUGAUGCUGUGUCAUUUGGAGGCUGGUCUCUUGAUCUUCAUCCCGCUGAUGGCGUUUACCAAAUACCAUUUUCCUCAAUGGUGUGCUCCGAGAUUCCAAAUCUCAUGUACGGAGGCCGCAUCAUGUCGGCUUCCCACGUUGCCUUCGCAUCUACCCGGGUCAUGGCGACAUGCGGAGCCAACGCCAACGCUUUGGGUAUCGCUGCUUCUCUUUGUAAGAAGCAGAGCGUCGACCCCAUGGAAUUACUUAUCAAGAGUAACAUGAAAAACUUCCAGCGAGAGCUCAUGCGCUUUGGUCAAUUCAUUCCUGGGUAUAAGCUAAACGACUCUGAAGAUCUUGUUCGCUCAGCCUCGCAGAUUGAGGGAUCAUCUUUUGAGCUAUCACAACUUCAAGCUGAUGGACCACCAAAGGUUUUGGUUCGAAGUCUUGCGCAGAUGCUCCCCCUCUCACAAGGACCUGUUCCUACCUUCUCCAUCGCAGCCAUGUCAGUCGAAAACACCGUAUUGACGGUUCAGCUUCGAGGUUCUCGGAAGCCCUACAACUACACGCCCGAGGUCAUCUUGGCUGAGACAAAGUUUUCCCUGGUUCCAGGACAGAAUGAUCUUGUCAUCGACUUCAAGGUCGAGAACCCUCAGACUCAAUAUGUCUUCCUGUCCUUCCUGCAGAACAACUCGGUGGCCCUCUGCACCAGCAAGACACGUGCAUCAGCACUUAUGACUGUUGAGCACGAAUGUACUCAAAGCCCGCCUAGUGAUGUCGGAGUCGACGAGUUCGAGCGCUGGACACCAGUUCGAAGGCCAAUGGGUCACAACCUCGCCUUGACGCUGGAUCCACCUCUGAAGGCUUGGGGGGUCGAGAACAUCUGCAAUGGCGUUCCCCGACCGACCAAGAGAACGAACUGCUGGGUCCCUCGUGCCGACUCAUCUGGUAGGAAGAUUCUCAAGAUUGGUUGGGAUAACCCUGUCAAGGUGAACAAAGUUGUUGUGCACUUUGAUACAGACUAUGAUCAUGCGCUUGAGUCGGUGUUGAGAGGUCACCCAGAGAGGACUAUCCCCUUCUGUGUCAAGAAGUGGCGUCUGUUGGACCUCUCUAGUGGAGAGCGAGAGCUGUAUGUUGAGGAUGAGAAUCACCUGUCGCGCCGUGAGGUCGUUCUCGAGGAGAGUAGGACGGUGAAGGAGCUUGGUAUUGAAGUUCUGGAGUUGAAUGGCGAUGAGAACGCCUUUGGUGGUAUUUUUGAAGUCCGAGUGUACGAAUAG